Molecule: messenger RNA, 783 nt
Organism: Penicillium canescens
Lineage: Eukaryota; Fungi; Ascomycota; Eurotiomycetes; Eurotiales; Aspergillaceae
Exons: 5
Coding region: 1-783 (260 amino acids)
Source: RefSeq, a predicted model, not a curated record
AUGGCAUCCUACCACCGUGUUCUCGAGACCUUUGGAAGAACUAUUAAUGAUAACACCUUGGAAUGCGACUGUGAUAUUCAUCCAUGGGAACUCGCCAUUAAUGGGGAGCAAUGGGCUGGCAAAAUUCGGCUGAUUGGCUAUGUGGAUGUGUUUUUCCUCAUCGCCUACUCUGCCAAUGCUCGAUUUGAGCAUGGAAUUAUCGUUUAUAAGGACAAAUUGGCCCUGGAGGAGCUUACAGGCAUUACCUCCAAACCGAGCCAGGCAAACACUCAGGGUGAUAACUUAGCAGAUCAUCAGGAACCCGAAGAAAAUCUUCAAGACAUUGAGGAAGCCGGGGAUGCUGAGGAUCCAAACGCGAAGGCAGACCAGGACGAAAAUUCCAAGUCGACCGACGAGCAACCCAAGGACAAUCAAAACGAGGAGAUCGUGGCUCCCGAGUUCCGGAAAACGAGCACUCUUUCGAUCAAGAGCCUGGGUCACCCGGUCGGACUGCGAGCCUCGUAUCCCAAGUCAUGGAUCCGCAGCUACAAGGUGGAGAUCACCAAGCCCGCCAGCUGGGGGUUGAGCAAGCGCAUCAUGCGGGGUUUGAAGCCACACAGUACUUACGAUCUGAUGAGCGACGUAAUUCGCUGCGGCAUCAUCUCGCAAGGUCAGUUGGCGGGUCAUAUCAUGGGUAUCCUCCUCGCCGGAACCCAGCUGGACGACACGGCCAAAAAAUACCUCAAUGGGUUGACGUCAGGCAACGACGCUGGUCGGCAGGCGUUGUCGAAUGAGAAGAUCUAG